GGGCAUUGCACAGGUGACCCGGGAAAGAAGAAACUGUAUUCUUCAAAUAGCCCAGCUGUCCUCUUUAUAUUCAUCUUUCCUCUGGUCCCCAGACUUUUGCAUUUCUCCCCGGCUCUGCUCAACUGACAAGAAUACCAUAAACAUCCUUAUAGAAAGAGAAUUUCUUCCCCCGAUUUAUUCUUAUUCCUCAAGAAGCACUAUUAUUUUUCCCUUGGGCAGUUACUCUCCCCUCCCAGCCCCUGUCCCAACUUCCCCUUCUUCAGGGUUUGUUUUUCCAUCCAGCCCUUCAGUGGCCUUUGACCCUACGAUUUGCUCUGUGGGGCCGGCGUUACUCUCCUGUCGCAGCUCACCCUCUUCGCCCUGCCUUGAGGUUUCUUCACUCCUCUCCCUCUCCCCCAUCCCAUUCCUGGAGGCUCUGGGUUGGAGGUGGUACCCUGGCUUCUCCUCCCUCCUUGAACCCCCGAGAUAUUUUUGCUAGGUUAAGAGGCCGCCAAGGCUGGGCUGGUGAGGCCAAUAAUCGCUCGCACCCGGAGCCCGAGCCUGACGUCACCGCGCCCGCCUGUCAAUCUCUCGCGGGCGCGCAGCACGCAGCCGCCUCUCCUGCCCGCGUCUCUCACUCGCGGCGGCAGGCGCAGCGACAGACGACCGGCGUCCCGAGCUUGCCUCCCGGCCAGCAGCUGCUCGGUCCGCGCAGGGAGCUCAGCCGGGCUCGCCGCCUCGGCGCGCAUGAACAGCGACCUCCUGACUUCCCAGGGUGCAGCAUCUGGAAGCGAUGAACACGAGCGCUGCCUCGCUCAACGAGUCCCAGGUGGUGGGAGUGGCUGCCGAGAGAGCGGCGGCGGCGGCCACAGCAGCAGGGGCGCCGGACACCGGCGAGUGGGGCCCCCCGGCAGCAGCGGCAGCGCUGGGAGGCGGCGGCGGAGCUAAUGGGUCGCUGGAGCUGUCGUCGCAGCUACCUGCAGGGCCGCCCGGAUUGCUGCUGUCGGCGGUGAAUCCCUGGGACGUGCUGCUAUGUGUGUCCGGGACGGUGAUUGCGGGCGAAAACGCACUGGUGGUGGCGCUCAUAGCGUCCACGCCGGCGCUGCGCACGCCCAUGUUCGUGCUCGUGGGAAGUCUGGCCACCGCUGACCUGCUGGCGGGCUGCGGCCUCAUCCUGCACUUCGUGUUCCAGUACGUGGUGCCCUCGGAGACUGUGAGCCUGCUCACGGUGGGCUUCCUAGUGGCCUCCUUCGCCGCCUCGGUCAGCAGCCUGCUAGCCAUCACGGUGGACCGUUACCUGUCCCUCUACAACGCGCUCACCUAUUACUCGCGCCGGACCCUGUUGGGCGUGCACCUCCUGCUCGCUGCCACCUGGACGGUGUCCCUGGGCCUCGGGCUGCUGCCGGUGCUUGGCUGGAACUGCUUGGCCGAGCGCGCCUCCUGCAGCGUGGUGCGCCCGCUGACUCGCAGCCACGUGGCGCUGCUCUCCGCUGCCUUCUUUGUGGUUUUCGGGAUCAUGCUGCACCUGUACGUGCGCAUCUGCCAGGUGGUCUGGCGCCACGCUCACCAGAUCGCGCUGCAGCAGCACUGCCUGGCGCCGCCCCACCUCGCCGCCACCAGAAAGGGUGUGGGAACGCUGGCCGUGGUGCUGGGCACUUUCGCAGCCAGCUGGCUGCCCUUUGCCAUCUAUUGUGUGGUGGGCAGCCACAAGGACCCGGCCAUCUACACCUACGUCACCCUGCUGCCUGCCACCUACAACUCCAUGAUCAAUCCAAUCAUCUACGCCUUCCGCAACCAGGAGAUCCAGCGCGCCCUGUGGCUCCUGUUCUGUGGCUGUUUCCAGUCCAAAGUGCCCUUCCGCUCCAGGUCCCCUAGUGAGGUCUGAAGGGCUUCCUCUUUCCUCUCACCAACACCACAUACCCAACAAGCCAGCCUUCGGUGAGCUUCUUGGUGCCUGUCGAUGAACUCUAAGAUCCCUAUGGUGUGAGUCUGACUUCGCUGGGGAAAAAGAGGGACUAAAGAAAAAUGCAACAGACUCACAAGGACAAAGAGGCUUGUUGGCACUUUACAUAUACAGUGUAUACAUGUGUACAUAUAUAUACAAAUAUUUGUAUCUUUUGGAGGCGUUCAGGAUGUGGGGCUUCCUGUGCUGUGAAAAAUUAACAAAAAGAUGUGGUUGUAGACUCAAAUCGUACAUCACAUUUGUCAUGUGAAAGCAUUCUAAUAUUGCUUAAUAUAAUAGCACUUUAUUUUUAGCUGCUGAACUGCCAAAACAGUGUUGUCAUUUUCAAGGGCAGAGGGAAAGGAAUAAAAAGUGUAUUUUUGUUGUAUGUGAUAGAAUAUUUUGCUGCACAUGCAUCAACAAAUUACAACAUAUUUUGUACACAAAUAAACAUUUAAAA
Heterocephalus glaber (naked mole-rat) is the source of this 2381-nucleotide messenger RNA. It is a transcript of the gene Gpr6, whose product is annotated as G protein-coupled receptor 6. Gene Ontology annotation, biological process: G protein-coupled receptor signaling pathway. Gene Ontology annotation, cellular component: membrane. NCBI's taxonomy places the organism in Eukaryota, Metazoa, Chordata, Mammalia, Rodentia, Bathyergidae. Gene Ontology annotation, molecular function: G protein-coupled receptor activity. The record is from RefSeq and is a predicted model, not a curated record.